AUGGACACUUGGUGUUUAAAUAUCGCAUCCAGGAAGUCUCUGCUGGUGACACCAGAUGGAGGGGUCCCGGGACUGCCCACCUGGUACAAGACGCCAACUCAUGCUUUAGUUCAACUCGACGCCCACAAGUGUAUUCUGGAGCUGGGAUCACAGGUUCAUAAGAAAUACAUGGACAAUACUGUGAUCGAAGUUAGGCAGGCUGUGGAGGAAGUGCGAGCAACAAUGUUAUAUUGGGCCAAAAAGGAGAAAGAAGAGGCAGUGAAAGUAGCUUUGGUUCAGGCUGCAAAUGAAAGGAAAAAAGAGAUUGAAGUGUUAAAGAAGAUACACAUGGAUGAAACGAACAAAGCAAUACGAAAAACAGAGGCUAAAAUGCAAUGGAAACAAGAGCAGAUGGUGAGCAAGGAACAUGAAGUUGGAAAACAACGAUUAGCGCAUGAAAUCCAGCUGAUGCUUCAGAAGUGUGAAAUUGAAAAAGAAAAGGCUGUAGCUGAAGCCAUAGAAAAAGAAAAGCAACUUGCAUCCCAUACUCUUGAUCAAGUGGUAACAAAGAUAAAAACUGAUGCUGAAACACAAAGUCAAUCCAUUCUACAAGAAAUUUUGGAGAUCCAAAAAGCAGAAUAUGAAGAGAAGAUCAUGAGUGAAGUUGCUAAAGCUCGUGCUGAAGAAAAGGCACAAGCUAUGGAACCCAUCCGCAUCCUACAAAGUAGACAUCAGUCUGAAAUAGACAUGUUGAAAAGAUUGCUGUGUGAGAAAGAGGUUGACCUCAAAGACGUUUACAAUAAAGUGGAAACCAUGACCAUCUUGGAAUUAGAGCUAGAGACUGAGCUACGAAACACAAGGGCAGCUUUUCAAGAGUACAUUAAUCUUACCUACUCAAAUUUAGCUCCUGGGCAGGCAGAUUUCAUUCUUCCACCUCGACAAAUGUGCAAAGAUUCACUUACGACCGACAAACCCCAAAAAGCUCAAAAACGUCCCGAAGAGAAAUAA
Molecule: messenger RNA, 987 nt
Organism: Rhincodon typus (whale shark)
Lineage: Eukaryota; Metazoa; Chordata; Chondrichthyes; Orectolobiformes; Rhincodontidae
Exons: 5
Coding region: 1-987 (328 amino acids)
Source: RefSeq, a predicted model, not a curated record